UUGUGCCACUUCAUUGGAAUCAGCCUCCGCCCUUUUCAACUGGCUGCUGCGGGGCCAGUGGUGCCGGGAGACGAGGGCGGACGCUCAGGCACGGUUGGAACAGUCUGGGCCUAGUCAAUGUAAAGACAAUGAGGAUGAAGACCUCUACGAAGAUGACUUCCACUUAAUGAAUAGUGAGACAUGCCUUUUACCUUCUGCCAUGAUUGUGAGGCUUCCCCAGCCACGUGGAACUGAAGCUGCACCUGACAGAAGCUCCAGGAUGCUUGUUCUCUUUCUGCUGGGCACAGUCUUUCUGCUCUGCCCAUAUUGGGGUGAACUUCAUGACCCUAUAAAAGCGACUGAAAUAAUGUGUUAUGAAUGUAAAAAAUAUCAUCUUGGGUUAUGCUAUAGUGUCAUGACAUCCUGCUCCCUGAAGCAUAAACAGUCCUGUGCAGUUGAGAACUUUUACAUCCUUACAAGGAAAGGGCAGAGCAUGUAUCAUUAUUCAAAACUGUCGUGUAUGACCAGCUGUGAGGACAUCAACUUCUUGGGGUUCACGAAGAGGGUAGAGCUCAUCUGUUGUGAUCAUAGUAACUACUGCAACCUCCCUGAGGGAGUUUAGUUCUACGUCUCUCCUGGAUUUUGGGUUCUUUUUCAACCACUACGCUCUUUUUCUCUUCCCUGAACCUGAAUUUUGCUCUCCUCUUCUAUGCAUUGGUAGAGAGUGAGAAAGCCAGCUCAUAGUGAAAAGACAAGCAGGCAUAAGGAGACACAGUGCGGACAGCAGAGCCUAUUGAUGAUGGAGCACUAGACUCACUCUUUGCGCAUCCCUGUCGCUAACAGGUGGGAGGGGUUUUGCUCUCCUUACGUGAUACUGCCAUGAAUAAGCUCAGACUUGGUCAUUUAUUAUCUCCUGUAUGAAAAUGUGAACACUUGGGCCAUAAUAAUCUCCAAUUUGUACUGAGAAUUCUGUGACUAUCCUCUAUCCUCAUCUACACACACACUCCUCUCCGUUGGAAUUCUCUUUGGAUUAGCCCUGACACUUUCUGGCACUGUCCUUUUCUGCCCAUGGGUUCUGGAGAGGGCUAACCCCAGCUUCCCAGUGUGUUGGCAGCAUGGGCCAAGUCUUUCUCUGAUAGAGCUCUUGGGGGAACCUCAGGGCAGAAAAAAAAAAAAACUGAACAGACAUAGGGAUGAGCAUCAAAGAAAACUUCAGGGGGCAUUUCAAUUGGUAAAAACUAAGAUCUGAGAGAUAACUUGCUGUGGGUGGAAUUGGCUUGAAUUAUCAUUGCCCUGGCUGGCCAGGCAGCCUUGGGCACAUGGUUGAACUAGGUGAUUGGAUUGGGAACAGAGUGUUUUUUUAAGGAUGGCUAGUCAGGUUCUUCUCAUGGGACUGAGAAAACAAAAUGCUGAUAAUGUGGCAGGUGGCGUAGUAGUUGAAGAUAAUAGGAUGUAAAUAGAUACCAUGAGGUAGUGUUCAAGUAACAGAGUGCCCUGUGUAAGAGGAAGUUAUGAGUAUGCAGAAAGUGUGAGAAAGGUAGCAUAUAUGGGUAACAGUGGUGGGAAGAGAAGAAGGAAGACACAGAAACAGAUAGGAAGAGAAACUGAGUAGCAUUGAUGUUGCAGCACACCUGUGGCCAAGGUGGCACAUUUUCCUUGGAUACACACUAACCCUGGUGUUUCUGUCCUUAUAAGGCUGACUGCACCCUAGAUGACGGGUUGAUGGGUGCAGCAAACCACCAUGGCACAUGUAUACCUAUGUAACAAACCUGUAUGCUGCACUUUCUUUCAUGUAUCCCAGAACUUAAAGUAAAAUUAAAAAAAAUAAUAAGUAAAAAAAGGCCAGAAAAAUUGGCCAAAAAAUCUGAAUAGAAAAAGAUAUACAGAUAGUAAAUGAGCAUAUGAAAAUAUGCUUAACAUCAUAUCUCACUAGGGAAUUGCAAAUUAAAACAACAAUAUUAUGCAACUAUACAUUUUAAAUGGUCAAAAUAAAAAAAAUAAAAAAAACCCUCACAGUAGCAAUUUUUGUCAAGGAUGUAGAGCAAUAGGAAAUCUCAUUUAUUGCUGGCAGGAAUGCAAAAUGGUAAUGCUGUUUUGGAAGACAGUUGGUAGUUUCUUAGAGAGGUGAUUAUACUCUUGCUAUGUCAUUCAGUAAUCAUGCCUUUAGAUAUUUACUCAACCAAUUUGAACAGUUAUGCCCACACAGAAACCUGCACACAAAUGUUAAAAUCAUAUUUAUUCAUAAUUGCCUGAGACUAGAAGCAAUAAAGACGCCCAUCAAUAAGUGAAUGGAUAUGUAAUCUAUGGUACAUCCAAACAGUGGGAUGCUACUCAAUGAUGAAAAGAAAUGAUCUAUCAAGCUAUGAAAGGACAUGGAUACAUUUUUAAAUGAAUAUUGCUAAGUUAACGAAGCCAGUCUGAAAAGGCUACAUACAGAUGCUCCUCAACUUAUGAUGGGGUUAUAUCCUGUUAUAACAAUUGCAAGUUGAAAAUAUUGUGAACUGAAAAUGCAUUUAAAACACUUAACCUUCCAAACAUCAUAGCUUAGCCUAGCCUACCUUAAAUGUGCUCAGGAUGUUUACAUUAGCCUAUAGUUGGGCAAAAGCAUCUAACACAAAGCCAAUUUUAUAAUUGGCUUUGAGUAUCUCAUGUAAUUGAGUAUUUCAUGUAAUUUAUUGAUUACUGUACUGAAAGUAAAAAACAGAAUGCUUGUAUGGGUACUAAAGUAUGGCUUCUACUGAAUGCUUAUUGCUUUCACACAUCUUAAAGUUUAAAAAAAUUGUAAGUCAAAUCAUUGUAAGUCUGGGAACAUGUGUACUCUGAUUCCAAUUUUGUAAAAGACCAAAGUAUAGGGUUGGUGAAAAUAUCAAUGACUGCCAGUGGAUUAAGAGGAAAAAAGGGAUUGAAUAGGUAAAGUAUAAAAGAUUUUUUAGGGUGAUGAAUCUAUUUUGUAUGAUACUAUACCAGUAAAUACAUGACACUAUGCACUUGUCAAACCCCAUAGAACUUUACUGCACAAAGAAUGAAACAAUGUAUGAGAAUUAAAAAAAAAAAAUCAUUUAGGAAGUCAGAGGAUUCCAGGAAGGAAUGCAGAAUGUGACAAAAAUGAUGUAACUGUUACAAAUGUGUGAAACAAUCUCUCUGAGUUGAGUUGGGGGAAAAGUUUCUGAUCUGAGUAACUUUGUAAAUGAGUGGAGCCUGUAAGCUUAAAGGCAAAAGAAAAUGACACAAGCUCUGCACUCUAGUUGAUAAAGUUGUUUUCCCCAAGGUUAUAGGUUAAUAAUUCUGAUACUGCUCUACAGGUACACUGUAAUUGAACUCCUAAGCAAAUGAAUGGGGGCUGGGGGAAUCCAGGUUUCUCACUGUUGGAGUUAGAAGUUACAGAUAAGCAAGAGAAAGGUGCUAGAAUGAUCAAUGAGGUAAUGAAUUAGACAUCAGUAUGAAUUCAUAUUUAGUUAAAUACAGAUUAUUAUAAAUAUGUAUAUAAAAGAAAGAAAUAUUUAUAAAUAUGUAUAUUUAUGAGUUAUUAUACAUACAUAUAUUUCCUUGCUCUGUCAAAUAACAAUAACAACAAUAGUAAUGAGUACCCCUAGCACCCAGACUGUGGUUUCUAAUACCAUUCUCAAAAGAAAAAAGAAAUCAAGUCCUUGGAGAAAUGGCUGAUUGUAGGACUGGGGCAGGAAAUUAAAUGAAGAGAAGAUGAGCCUGUAAAUCUGAGGGAGUAUAUCAGAGGGAAAUAGGAACAAACUGAGAGAUCUCCCCAUGGCCCAAACUGGAUCAAUUUGAAUGACAAAAUAAAUGAGCCCAAAGGUUAAAAUAAAUUACCAUGAAUACAAGAUGAAUGCAUAAAUAAAUUAUUGAAAAAAAUGGGAGAAAUGAUCUGAUUGUCCCAGCUCAUUAUUUGUUGUUACUUUCGUAGAUCCAUUGCUAGUCUACACAUUUGUCUGCACUUGCCUCAGGUGCCUGCUGUAGUGCG
Molecule: messenger RNA, 3955 nt
Organism: Gorilla gorilla gorilla (western lowland gorilla)
Lineage: Eukaryota; Metazoa; Chordata; Mammalia; Primates; Hominidae
Gene: PATE2
Product: prostate and testis expressed 2
Exons: 7
Coding region: 167-601 (144 amino acids)
Source: RefSeq, a predicted model, not a curated record